UGUUUCACUCUCAGCCUUCGGCUUUAUUUGACAUGCCGUAAUUUUGAUUUUGAGCACCGCAAAAAUAGUCGUGCAGUCGAAUUUCUACUUAUUAAGACAGUUGUUUUUUUUUAGGAAAUUCGGUGAAGCUUAGUGAUAAAAAUAGUUUUAGUUCGUUAUUGGCAGUGGAAAAUGGAACCGAAAGGAAUCGGUCGUGUAACCCUCUUUGCCGUGAUUGUUUACCUGGGUGUGAUCGAUGGACAGCUGCUGCCGAACAUGAGGGCAGCCGCACAAGUGUCCGCAUCGACCGAUUCCCGGAAUUUGCCGUUAGAAAUCGAAGUGCUCCUCUUGCGUUUCGACAAUCCCCAUGGUAUCGUAUACAGCGGGAAGAAGUGCGAUUUCUUCUGGUGGGGAUGCGACAUUAAGGCGUUGGGAUAUAUUGAUGUGGAGAAACCUUAUGACGACUGGCCUGGAUCUCGUGAGCUUUUGCCAUCGGAUUAUUUUUGGUAUCGAGGCGAGGAAAGUUCACCCAAGUUCAAUCACAUUUUCCGCAAGACAAUCUGCGAUACAAAUUCCUUUAAGGCCGGAAAUCUCAGAGUGAAUCUCAUGGAUGUAGAUGGUGGACUGCGUGGAGCGGAUGAUUUCAUCAACAACUUCAAUUGCAUUUUUACGAAAGUUCCCAAUAUCGCGGAUAGUGCGAUUUCCGCUGGGUGGUCAAAAGAGAUACCCUGCGAUGCCAUGUAUUCCAAUCCAUUAAUGGGGAUGGUCUUCAAAUACAGAAUGUACCGUAAAUCGUCCAGGGAUGGAUGUCCGGCCUGAGCGAUUUUUUCGCUUGUGAUAUCGGCGGAAAGAUCUUAAUUUCCUAAUCAUUUGCCAAAAAUUUGAUCUGACAAUUGCUGUCGGUUUUUGUAGUAUGAAAUGUACAUUUGGAAAGUUUUCUUGAGGAUAAUUGGAAGACGGUGAUAAUUGUCUGAUGUUUCAUAGUCAUAGAUGUGGUUAUCCUUCUCCUGUCAGUGGCUUUCACCGAUGUCACGUCCGAGAUUCCGAAUCAUAUGUUAUUUAAUGCACUUUGUAACAGCCCUUGUGUAAUGUAAAUUAAUUUGUUGUUAUCUUGUUCAAAAUACAAGAUAAUAUCAAAACCGAGUGUU
This is a messenger RNA of Paramacrobiotus metropolitanus, 1127 nucleotides long. RefSeq lists its product as uncharacterized. Lineage: Eukaryota; Metazoa; Tardigrada; Eutardigrada; Parachela; Macrobiotidae. The transcript is spliced from 6 exons. The record is from RefSeq and is a predicted model, not a curated record. Bases 172 to 798 code for a protein of 208 amino acids.